GGCAGGAGAAUCGCUUGAAUCUGGGAGGUGGAGGUUGCAGUGAGCCAAGAGCACAGACAGAGCAAGAUUCCAUCUCAAAAAAUAAAAUAAAAUAAAAUAAAUAAAAUGCAGAAUGUCAUGAAAUGCCUAUGUUAAGAGGAUAUUUGAUAGAGUUUUCUGAAAUUUGACAAAAAUAUUAAACAUAUAUAUAAAACCAAUAAUGAACUGUGCAGGUGAAAAAUAACUUUUCUGAAUUAUCACCAAUAAAAAGCAAAUACUGAUCAAACACAUUAGAGAAAAAACUAAAUUAUCUUUCUAUUCUCUUUAGAAAAUAUUAUAAACUAUCAUCAUGUGAAGAGAUGAUUAAAGAGUACAUUGCCAUAUAAUGUAAGGGGAAAAAAGUAUGAAGAAGUAUGCCUGGCAGUUACUUAAUAAAAAUAUGUUACUUUAAAUUUUUGCAUUAUUUGUAAUAUUUUUCAACUUAUAAAAAUUUAUAACGUUGUAUUUUGUUUUAGUCUAAAUACAUAUUCAGUUGUGUACCUACUUUUGUAUCUAAAAUUGUUAUUCUUUUUCUUAAGGAGCCUCCACUCGCCAAAUGCACAUAAACUUCAUGCCCCACAAAAUUUGAAUCUGUCCCUGUUAUCCACUUUUCUCUCCACCUAACUGGUCUACCCUCGCCCAUGCUUGUCCUCUUCCAAUCUGUUCUUCAUGCCACAGUGUAAAGGAUCUUCUAAAAGUUCAUGUAUGAUUAUAUUUCUCUUAUAUUCUUUCAGUAAUUUCCAAUUAGCCUUACUAUAAAAACCCAAGUCCUUAAAAUAGGAUCUGGGCCCUCACCACCUCUCUCCCUCUGCUCUAACCACACUGACUUCUUUUAGUUAUUGCAAUGCACCCGCUCAGGACCUUUGCAUAUGCUGUACUCUGUGCUUAGAAGACAUUCCACCACCCCAAUACUCCAUUAACCAAUUAUCUCCUACUCAAACUUCAGAUUUCACUCAAAGAUCACUUCCUCAUGGCACCUUAGACUAAGUCAGCCUCCCACCACCUUAAAUACUCAUUGCACCCUUUACUUUUCCUUCAUAGCAUGUCUAUUUGUAAUCAUAUACAAGAUACAAGAUUAGAUUGUCCAUCUCUCUGCCAUUAGACUGCAAAUUCCAUAACGAGGGACAAUGUCUCUUCAGCACUAGUGUAGCAGUGUUACCGGAAAGGGGUCCUGAUCCAGACACCAAGAAAGGGUUCUUGGAUCUCGAGCAAGGAAGAAUUCGGGACAAGACCAUAGAGUAAAGUGAAAGCAAGUUCAUUAAGAAAGUAGAGGAAUAAAAGAAUGGCUACUCCAUAGGCAGAGCAGCCUGAGGGCUAUUGGUUGCCCAUUUUUAUGGUUAUUUCUUGAUGAUAUGCUAAACAAGGGAUGGAUUAUUCAUGCCUACCCUUUUUAGACCAUAGAGGGUACCUUCCUGACAUACCCAUGGCAUUUGUAAACUGUCAUGGCGCUGAUGGGAAUUUAGCAGUGAGGACGACCAGAGGUCACUUUCAUCACCAUCUUGGUUUUGGUGGGUUUUAGCUGUCUUCUUUACUGCUACCCGUUUCAUCAGUAAGGUCUUUAUGACCAGCAUAUUUUAUCUUGUAUCUUUACGACCUCCUAUCUCAUCCUGUGACUUAGAAUGCAUAACCAUCUGGGAAUGCAGCACAGCAGGCCUCAGCCUUAUUUUACUCAGCCCCUGUUCAAGAUGGAGUUGCUCUGGGUCAAUCGCCUCUGACAGCAGCAUCCUGAACAAAGUGGGCAACUAAUUACACAAUUUCUGGCCUCAAAUAGUUCAUAAUCUAGCCUUGAAAAAAAUAGAAAAGAAACAAUUUUACAAUUUGGGGCUUCAAUACAGAUGAAAUAGGUUUUUUUUUGUGCAAGAAAGUCUUCCUGGAAGUCUUGAAACCUGAAUACGUAAGGAUUAGUUAUUCUAACCAGCUUGAAAAAUUGGCCUAGGCCAAGGCCGUAACCAAGUAUUCUGGUUGUCUAGGAACUGCUCUGACCAUAUUUGCGGCAUAAUUGUUUUUGCAGAAAAACUACUUCAGUUUUUUUAAAGCUUCUUUUGCCUUCUGUAGGCUUAGUUAAAAAAAAAAAGUAUUAAGAUCCUUUUGUGGUUCAUAAGCCUGAUGAUUGGGUUUUCACGCUAUUGUGUGAGUUACGACCCCCUACCUCAAACCUUGUUAGGACUCCACAUAUUACCCCUCUGUGGUGAAAAAAAACAAAGUAAUAAAGGUAAUUCUUUUUUUUUUUUUUUUUUUGCAUAAGCCCUAUCCUUGCACACAUGAGGUUUCAAAGUGUUUCCAUCAUUAUUUUUACCCUAUAGUAAAGUGUUUUCACGAGUUUUUUUUUUUUUAAUACUUUAAGUUCUGGGAUAGUUUUCACGAGUUUUAAGAGACCCUUCUUGGCAAACAGUUCAACUCAAAGAAAAUACUUUUACCAGCAAGGAGGUAUACCUUGUUAUAUCGGUCUGGGGAUAUGAUUUGACACUUCACCUUGCCAGGAAGAUCUCUGUGAUUUUUUGUUUGUUUGUUUUGAGACAGUCUCGCUCUGUUCCCGAGGCCAGAGUGCAGUGGCUCACAGCAAGCUCCGCCUCCCGGGUUCAAGCGAUUCUCGUGCCUCAGCCUUCCGAGUAGCUGGGAUUACAGACGCCUGCCACCACGCCCGGCUAAUUUUUGUAUUUUAGUAGAGACGCGGUUUCCCCACGUUGGCCAGGCUGGUCUAAAACUCCUGACCUCAGAUGAUCCACCCGCUUCCCAAAGUGCUGGGAUUACAAGCGUGAGCCACCGCGCCCCACGUCAGGAGAGGGGCAAAGUCUAAUUGUUCCAGAGCGACCACAGAAAUAUCUGGAGCUAGUUUCAAGGGCUAUUCCCCGCUAAAGAUUACUUAAUAAUGCAGUUGGAUGACCACGUUUCAAGAUUUUUGUUCGAUCUGCACAUCCUCUAACAUGUUCCAAGAGGGUGUUUAAAAAGUCACCAAGGACCAUUAGGAUAACCAUUACAAUAAAGCUGUCAGGCCAUCCCUAAAUUGUUUGAAACUACGAUGUCAGCUGAGGAAAGCAGAACAUAAUCAGGCUUUGGAGUUAAGAGAGCUAACCAGUUCCGAAUUUAAUGGCUGAGCCCAAUGAGAAUGUUAAGAUUUAUCUCACAAGUUGUAGAGAAAAUUAAAAACGAUUAAACAUCCGGGCCUUGAAUAAGUGCCCGUCGACUUGGGGAUUAAAUAUGGUAGAGUCCACUUUCCUCACCAGCUGAUGAUAAUAUCUGCUACGUACAGUCCUCCUUUCUCUUCGUUAAUCGGCUGGUUAGUAUUUGCCAACUCCUUCCGGCUUUUCAUCUUCUCUUCCCCCAUUUAAAUCCUUCCACCAAGCGCUCAGAAACACGUCCUACCAGAACGCAACCCGAGCCUGCGCGAGAGGUACGCACGGGUCUUGACCUUUUCCCGGUUCUCCGCCCUUUUUUGCUGUUCCCCGCCCCUUUUCCGCCACUGCGUGGUGCCUCUCUCGCGGCUGCGCCAGUCCGCGGCCCCGCCCACGCCGAUCAUCACGUGGCCGCGCAGCGUGCUCCGCCCCCUGUCCCCGGCUCACGUGAUCGCUCCUGGGGAGAAAACGUUUGACCCCAGCCACCGGCCUUUAAGGCACGGCUUUUUCUUCUUUCGGCUGGUCGGCCUCUCGCCCUUCAGCUACCUGUGCGUCCCUCCGUCCCGUCCCGGGGUCACCCCGGAGCCUGUCCGCCAUGCGGCUCCUGCCUCUAGCCCCAGGUCGGCUCCGGCGGGGCAGCCCCCGCCACCUGCCCUCCUGCCGCCCAGCGCUGCUGCUGCUGGUGCUGGGCGGUUGCCUGGGGGUCUUCGGGGUGGCUGCGGGAACCCGGAGGCCCAACGUGGUGCUGCUCCUCACGGACGACCAGGACGAAGUGCUCGGCGGCCUGACACCACUAAAGAAAACCAAAGCUCUCAUCGGAGAGAUGGGGAUGACUUUUUCCAGCGCUUAUGUGCCAAGUGCUCUCUGCUGCCCCAGCAGAGCCAGUAUCCUGACAGGAAAGUACCCACAUAAUCAUCACGUUGUGAACAACACUCUAGAGGGGAACUGCAGUAGUAAGUCCUGGCAGAAGAUCCAAGAACCAAAUACUUUCCCAGCAAUUCUCAGAUCAAUGUGUGGUUAUCAGACCUUUUUUGCAGGGAAAUAUUUAAAUGAGUAUGGAGCCCCAGAUGCAGGUGGACUAGAACACGUUCCUCUGGGUUGGAGUUACUGGUAUGCCUUGGAAAAGAAUUCUAAGUAUUAUAAUUAUACCCUGUCUAUCAAUGGGAAGGCACGGAAGCAUGGCGAAAACUAUAGUGUGGACUACCUGACAGAUGUUUUGGCUAAUGUCUCCUUGGACUUUCUGGACUACAAGUCCAACUUUGAGCCCUUCUUCAUGAUGAUCGCCACUCCAGCGCCUCAUUCGCCUUGGACAGCUGCACCUCAGUACCAGAAGGCUUUCCAGAAUGUCUUUGCACCAAGAAACAAGAACUUCAACAUCCAUGGAACGAACAAGCACUGGUUAAUUAGGCAAGCCAAGACUCCAAUGACUAAUUCUUCAAUACAGUUUUUAGAUAAUGCAUUUAGGAAAAGGUGGCAAACUCUCCUCUCAGUUGAUGACCUUGUGGAGAAACUCAUCAAGAGACUGGAGUUCACUGGGGAGCUCAACAACACUUACAUCUUCUAUACCUCAGACAAUGGCUAUCACACAGGACAGUUUUCCUUGCCAAUAGACAAGAGACAGCUGUAUGAGUUUGAUAUCAAAGUUCCACUGUUGGUUCGAGGGCCUGGGAUCAAACCAAAUCAGACAAGCAAGAUGCUGGUUGCCAACAUUGACUUGGGUCCUACUAUUUUGGACAUUGCUGGCUACGACCUAAAUAAGACACAGAUGGAUGGGAUGUCCUUAUUGCCCAUUUUGAGAGGUGCCAGUAACUUGACCUGGCGAUCAGACGUCCUGGUGGAAUACCAAGGAGAAGGCCGUAACGUCACUGACCCAACAUGCCCUUCCCUGAGUCCUGGCGUAUCUCAAUGUUUCCCAGACUGUGUAUGUGAAGAUGCUUAUAACAAUACCUAUGCCUGUGUGAGGACAAUGUCAGUGUUGUGGAAUUUGCAGUAUUGCGAAUUUGAUGACCAGGAGGUGUUUGUAGAAGUCUAUAAUCUGACUGCAGACCCAGACCAGAUCACUAACAUUGCUAAAAGCAUAGACCCAGAGCUUUUAGGAAAGAUGAACUAUCGGUUAAUGAUGUUACAGUCCUGUUCUGGGCCAACCUGUCGCACUCCAGGGGUUUUUGACCCUGGAUACAGGUUUGACCCCCGUCUCAUGUUCAGCAAUCGCGGCAGUGUCAGGACUCGAAGAUUUUCCAAACAUCUUCUGUAGCGACCUCACACAGCCUCUGCAGAUGGAUCCCUGCACGCCUCUUUCUGAUGAAGUGAUUGUAGUAGGUGUCUGUAGCUAGUCUUCAAGACCACACCUGGAAGAGUUUCUGGGCUGGCUUUAAGUCCUGUUUGAAAAAGCAACCCAGUCAGCUGACUUCCUCGUGCAAUGUGUUAAACUGUGAACUCUGCCCAUGUGUCAGGAGUGGCUGUCUCUGGUCUCUUCCUUCAGCUGACAAGGACACUCCUGAGGUCUUUGUUCUCACUGUAUUCUUUUUGUCCUGGGGCCACAGUUCUUGAUUAUUCUUCAUGUGGUUAGAGUCUGAAUUUGUAAACCCAUUCAGAUAAGUGGCAGUACUUUAGGACACACACACACACACACACACACCUUUUGAUAUAUAAGCUUGACCUAAAAUCAGAGGACCUGUGUAGCAUUUCAGAUUGAGCACUUCACUAUCAAAAAUACUAACAUCACAUGGCUUGAAGAGUAACCAUCAGAGCUGAAUCAUCUGAGUAAGAACAAGUACCACUGUUGAUUGAUAAGUAGAGAUACAUUUUUUUAUGAUGUUCAUCAAAGUGUGGUAAGGUUGCAAAUUCAAAACAUGUCACCCAAGCUCUGUUCAUGUUUUUGUGAAUUCUAGGCUGGUGCUGCACUGAAAUAGAGCAGUAAGCUUGUGAUAAAGGCCAAUUCCAGGUAGCUCUUGAAGGUGAUAGUCAUCUACUUUCCAUUGGCUGCCAACCACAGGGAGUGCCAGUUAACAGUGGAAAGAUUGAGGCAAGGUCCCUUCUCUUGAGACUCCCCUCUGAGAUCUGAAAAAUGAAGUGGCUUAGGAACAUCAGCAGUGAAGAACUGCCAAGAGUUGGUGAAGUUUGUCUCUUCUGAGGGCCUUCUGAAGACAGGGCUCUUGAACAGACAAGUGGAAGGGCUGUACCGGGGAUAGAGGAAGGAAGUGCCUGUCCAGCAGGGAGCUUGAAUUUCAGUUCCAUGCAUGAAGUCGUUGGCUCUAUCUGCAUUUUUCUGUCAUUCUCUUCAUUUAAGAUGGAAAAUUUUCUUACAGUUGAUGCAAAGUAUCAACUACUUUACCCUACCUUAUUCCCUUUUAGAUGGGUUCUUCCUGAGUUUUGGAGUCUUGUAUCAUUAUCAGUAUUCCCCUGUCAAAAUCAAAUCUAUUCAGGUUUCUUCACUGUUGAGAACACCUAAAUGUUUUUAUUUUUGAGAAGGGGGGACAGAGUCUCACUAUGUCACCCAGGCUGGAGUGCAAUGGCAUGAUCUCAUCUCACUGCAACCUUUGCCUCCUGGGUUCAAGCGAUUCUCCUGCCUCAGCCUCCUGAGUAGCUGGGAUUAUAGGCAUGCACCACCAUGCCCAGCUAAUUUUUUGUAUUUUUAGUAGAGACGGAGUUUCACCAUGUUGGCCAGACUGGUCGUGAACUCCUGACCUUGUGAUCCACCCACCUCGGCCUCCCAGAGUACUGGGAUUACAGGCAUGAGCCACCACGCUUGGCCAAGAACACCUAAAUUUUUGUGUUUCUUGGCUCAAAAACCAGUUCGGUUUCUAAUGUUGUCCUCACAAGAAGGCUAAUUGGUGGUGAGACAGCAGGGGAGGAGGAAGAGCUGUGGUUUGUAACUUGUUCAACUCAGGCAAUAAGUGAUUUUAGCUUUAUUUAAAGUCUUCUGUCCAGCUUUAAGCACUUUGUAAGAAAGACAUGGCUGAAAGUAGCUUUUCUAUCAGAAUUGCAGAUAGUCUUGUUGGGCUAACAGUCAUUGGAUUUAUUCCUUUACCUCACAUGAUCCCAGCAACUGUGGUGGUAUCUAGAGGUGAAACAGGCAAGUGAAAUGGACACCUCUGCUGUGAAUGUCUUAGAGAAGGAAAUUCAAAAAAUGUUGUAACUGAAAGCACUGUUGAAUAUGGGUAUCGGCUUUCUUUUUCACUUUGAUUCUUAACAUUAUCAUCAGUCAACUUCCACAUUAAUGAAAGUUGACCAUAGUUAUUUCCAAAUAAAAAGAAACCAACUCUUACCAGGUCUUGGACUGUGAUGUCAUAUUAUUCAGUUUUAUGCUGGUUCCUGAGCAGAACUCAUAAGAGUGACAUAGUCAGCUGCUGACGGCACCUCAGCCACGCCGCUCUUACUCAGUUCAGUGGGUGUGCUUGCGUGGUAGGAUGUGGUGCGGCCCUCUCUACGCUCUUCUAUUUUUGGUAUAUUUCCUAUCCUUCAAAUAGCUUCCAAUUCUUUUUUUCUUGGACUGGCUUCAUUCUGAAUUUGUGCUAAAAUAAUCUUUCAUAAAGAGACCUCAGUUUAUAGCAUAACAGACUACACAAUGCACUGAUGUUUUCAUAAUGUUUAAGGGACCCACUGCAAGAAGCUUGCUGCCUCCUUUUAAUUGUAUUCAUUUAGAUUUUGAUUUUCCACGUUAAGAAGGUGAGGUCCAUGUUGGUGCCCUUCAGAGUAGAGAACCAUGUAAACAUUAGGAAUGAACAGAGGCCUUAGGAAUGAAUAGAGAGUUUGCCUUAUACAAUUUCCUGUUACAAAGCUCUCCCUGUCAUGCAAAGUAGGGAACACCUUUUGAGCAUCUUUGAAUUUGACAAAUGGUGCUGUUGCAAACACUUUGUUUGAGAUGAAGUCUCGCUGUUGUCACCCGGGCUGGAGUGCAGUGGUGUGAUCUCAGUUCACUGCAACUUCCACCUCCUGGGUUCCAGCAAUUCUCCUGCCUCAGCUUCCCAAGUAGCUGAGAUUACAAGCGCCUGCCACCCCACCUGGCUGAUUUUUAAAUUUUAGUAAAGACGGGGUUUCACCACGUUGGCCAGGCUGAUAGAACUCCUGACCUCAGGUGAUCCACCUUUCUCGGCCUCCCAGAGUGCUGGGAUUACAGGUGUGAGCCACCGUACCCGGCCUGCAAACACAUUUUAAUUGACUGACAACACUAGGGCUCUUGUACAAAAUAGUAAUGAUAGCCAUGGAAGUUUUACCUUAUUCUAUGAGAAGUGUUCUUAAACUUAUUAAGUGUCUAAACUAAGGUUUAGUGCUUUUUUAAAGGAAAGUUGUCCCAGGAUUCAUACUAAAGAAAGCAAAAGUUAAUUCAACUGAUCCACCAAUGGAAUUAGAUGGGUAGAGUUGGGUUCUUGAGUUUUACCACCACUUAGUUCCCACUGAAUUUUGUAACUUCCUGUGUUUGCAUCCUCUGUUCCUAUUCUGCCCUUGCUCUGUGUCAUCUCAGUCAUUUGACUUAGAAAGUGCCCUUCAAAAGGACCCUGUUCACUGCUGCACUUUUCAAUGAAUUAAAAUUUAUUUCUGUUCUA
Symphalangus syndactylus (siamang) is the source of this 8677-nucleotide messenger RNA. It is a transcript of the gene GNS, whose product is annotated as glucosamine (N-acetyl)-6-sulfatase. Gene Ontology annotation, biological process: glycosaminoglycan metabolic process. Lineage: Eukaryota; Metazoa; Chordata; Mammalia; Primates; Hylobatidae. The record is from RefSeq and is a predicted model, not a curated record. Gene Ontology annotation, molecular function: N-acetylglucosamine-6-sulfatase activity; glycosaminoglycan binding.